Molecule: messenger RNA, 1500 nt
Organism: Salvia splendens (bonfire salvia)
Lineage: Eukaryota; Viridiplantae; Streptophyta; Magnoliopsida; Lamiales; Lamiaceae
Product: trihelix transcription factor PTL
Exons: 2
Coding region: 360-1310 (316 amino acids)
Source: RefSeq, a predicted model, not a curated record
AUCUCCAUAUUCAAUUCAUGUACACAGCCCCCUUGCAAAUUUAGAGAGAUCAGAAAUAGUGCCUUUGACAUAUGUCCUCCCUUUAUUCGCCCUCAAUUCCGUAUAUACUACUUGUAUCAUUAUACGUAUCCAUACUCACACCAAACGUACGAAUCCAAACCCUACAUAACAUAGAUAGAGAGUGAGAGAGAGCUCCUCAUUACAUUGAUGCAGCAUAUAUAUGGGUCCAUUGUCCUCUUAAUGAAUUCAAAUCUUUUUUUCUGUAAAGACACGAUCCGGGUCUGCCGCUCCUCACACCACUCUCCCCCCUUUCUUCAAAAUAGACGAGGACAAGUAAAGAUAUUCAAAAUAGAGAGGAGAUGGAAGAUCAAUACGGCAUGGGCGAUCUGCGGCACUACACGAGCAGCCGCCCUUUGUUUCCACCGCCGGACUCGCUAUCCAGCCACCCGUACGACAUGCUCAUCUUCCCCUCAGAUUCCGGUAAUAAAGGAGGUGGUGGCGCGGCCGCGCACUGCUACAGCGGGUUCGAGAGUGCUGGGAGAUGGCCGCGCCUGGAGACUCUCACUCUCCUGGAGAUCAGAUCGAGACUCGACCCCAAAUUCAAGGAGGCCAACCAAAAGGGCCCCUUGUGGGAUCAAGUCUCAAGGAUAAUGUCCGAGGAGCAUGGAUACCAGAGGAGCGGCAAGAAAUGCCGAGAGAAAUUUGAGAAUUUGUACAAAUAUUACAAGAAGACGAAAGAAGGCAAGGCCGGAAGACAAGACGGCAAACACUACAGAUUUUUCCGACAGCUCGAAGCCCUCUACGGCGGCGAAGCUAACAUUGGUCCAACUUCAAAGCUCUCGGACACGAGCCUCAGCCUCUCGAACUACUCGGACGCGGACACGAGCUCGUCCGACAGCAGCGACUGGAAGGCUAAAAUUAGCGAUUUCAUCGACACGCAUAUGAGGAAGAUGAUGGAGAAGCAGGAGGCGUGGAUGGAGAAGAUGAUGCGGGCGAUGGAGGAGAAGGAGAGGGAGAGGGCGAUUAGAGAGGAGGAGUGGAGGAAGCGCGACGCGGCGAGGGUAGAGAGCGAGCGCGAGCUCUGGGCGAGCGAGCGCGCGUGGAUCGAGUCGCGCGACGCGGCGCUGAUGGACGCUCUGCGCGGCCUCGUCGGGAGCGGCAAUUAUGUCAGCAAGAAGAGCAAAGAUUAUCGCGGGAAUGUAAGCUUGAGUCCGAAUCAGGAUCCGAAUCCAAAUCCGAAUCCGAAUGCGGCGUCUGGCAUUAGCGAGAGCUGCUUCAGGUACUUCAUGGAUGCCUCAAUGAUUGGGUGAAAAGCUAACUACUUUUCUUCCAUCGCCUGCACUUUGUAGUAAUAUUAAGCUUUUGAUUUUAUGUGUCUUUUUUUUGGGUCGAUUUUUUUUCUGUUGAAUGAUUGAAUUACUUUCACCAGGGACUUAUUUAGUUUUACUUUUACUAUUAUUAUUAUUAUAAUUAAUGGGAAUUUUAAGGUUUAUUGGAGUG